Dendronephthya gigantea is the source of this 862-nucleotide messenger RNA. RefSeq names its product type I iodothyronine deiodinase-like. Gene Ontology annotation, molecular function: thyroxine 5'-deiodinase activity. The transcript is spliced from 3 exons. The record is from RefSeq and is a predicted model, not a curated record. Lineage: Eukaryota; Metazoa; Cnidaria; Anthozoa; Malacalcyonacea; Nephtheidae.
UCUCUGCAGGCAGCGUUGCAGCAGAGAUGUCGCCAUUUCGUGCGUUUGCCAGCGCUUGCGUUGAAUGGUUCCUUCUUGGAACCAGUUUCACAGCGCUGGGGCUUUUCUUCAUCAUCAGUAACCUUGUGAAACAAUUGCCAUACACGCGAAACUUUUUAUCUUGGUUUUUCGUGACAUCAACGAGGGUGUUCUUGCCUUACGAUAUGUUCUACAGAACGCUUUAUGGAGUGGAAAUGACCAAAGUACUGUGGAGAAUGUGUUACCUCAACAUCAGGGCGAACCUCAGAGAAGGUGAAUCGUUCCCUGAUGCGCGUCUCAUAGAUACGAAAAAUCUUCAAAGAGUAAACCUUCGUGAACUGGUUCAACAUGACCGGCCUUUCGUUUUGAAUUUCGGAAGUUCCAGCUGACCACCGUUCAAGGCGGAAUUGCAAGCGUUUUUGAAACUUGCCCAAAGGUUCUCAAGCGUUGCGGAUUUCGCCAUCAUCUAUAUCGAAGAAGCCCAUGCCGCAGAUGAGUGGGCAUUUGAGAAAAAUAUCAACAUCAACCAACAUCGUACAAUAGAAGAACGUCUUUCUGCAGCUGAGAUACUCAAAAAAGACCAAGAUUUGGCUGAUGUGAGAUUACUUGUGGACUCAAUGGACAACAAUGCCAAUGAAAAAUACGCCGCUCUGCCCGAAAGACUUUUCAUUCUUCACGAAGGAAAAAUAUCCUUCCUCGGAGGCGUUGGACCAACGCACUAUUGCUUAGAAAGCCUGCGACAACGGCUGGCCAGGUUCGAAAGAGAUGCGAAGCAUUCAGCGAUUAAAAUGUUCAAACAUUCACAGAAAAAUCAAACCACUUUACCCACAAGAGGAGAUUAGAU